GACAGCUAGGUAUGAUUGUUGUGGAUGUCGGCUUAGCUCACAUUAAGAUAAGCACUUCUGAUAACAGGCGGGUUACUCUUUGCCCCGUGGUUUUCGCCAGUUUCUUUUAAAUCGAACUUGAGUGUGUGAAGUGGCUGGUUGUGUGUUAACUCAGAGGCCACUGACCCACCAUGUGUCCGAUAUGGCCAAUGCACCUCGUGGUGCUGUACCUGCUGGCGCUGUGCCCGCUGUGGGUCCUGUGCCAGGCGCUGCCAACGCUCUCCGCCGGCUUCCAGCCCGCCGACCUCACCGUCAACAUGAAUGAGUACUCGGACGUCAAUGUUACACUCACUGGUCUGACCCCCGAGUUCAUCGUGGGCGACGGCAUCGCGCUGCGCACGGCCGACCCCCACGUGGCCUUUAUAGAGGAGCAUACGUACCAGUUGACAGAGAGCGAUAUCAGCGAGGGGAAGUGGAGCGGCAGCUUCAAGGUUCUGGGGAACUUUCUUGGUCGCACAGAGGUGCUAGUGGCGGCGGUGCGCGGGGGGUCGGAGCGGCUAGCUAAUGGCACCCUCCCCGUCACCAUAGUGAGGCCGCAGCGAGUCAUAGACACUGUGUUUACCUCCAGUGUCGCUACCUUUGUGUCGCUGAUCUUCAUAAACUUCGGGUGCGCGAUGCACUGGCCCACGGUGAAGGAGGUGAUCAAGCGGCCGGUCGGGCCCGCCAUCGGCAUGUUGGGGCAGUUCCUGUUUAUGCCACUCAUGUCGUUCGGCCUCGGCUUCCUGAUCUUCCCCAACAACCCGGCCAUGCGUCUCGGCAUGUUCUUCACGGGGGUGUCUCCCGGUGGAGGAGCCUCCAAUAUUUGGACGUUCAUACUGGGAGGGAACUUGAAUUUGUCGCUGGCCAUGACUUCGAUAUCUACGCUGGCUUCUUUUGGUUUCAUGCCAGCGUGGCUAUUCUCGCUCGGCCAAGUGGUGUUCCGUAACGCGAACAUCGUGGUCCCCUACACUCGCAUCGCAACCUUCGUAAUAGGUCUCAUAGUGCCGCUAUCCAUAGGCCUGGCCAUGCAGAAAUACACGCCAAGAUUGGCCGCUUUUAUGGUCCGGAUUCUGAAGGGAUUUUCGACGACUUUGCUGUUGUUUAUAAUCGUGUUUGCGAUUGUUACCAAUUUGUACAUUUUUGAGCUGUUUACUUGGGAGAUCAUAGUAGCGGGCAUGGGCCUGCCCUGGCUGGGCUACGGCGCUGGCUACCUGCUGGCCCGCAUGUUCAGACAGUCGCACCCGGACUCGCUGGCCAUCUCCAUAGAGACGGGCAUCCAGAACACCGGCAUCUCCAUCUUCCUGCUGCGGUACGCACUGCCGCAGCCCGAGGCCGAUCUCACUACAGUGGUGCCGGUGUGUGUCGCCAUCAUGACACCAGUUCCCAUGACGUGCAUCUACGUCUAUCAGAAGAUCAAGGCCUGCAUCGAGAGUCGCAGACAGCACACAAAGAUCAUCGAUGAAGACCUACAGAUACCAGACUCUCCCAAACUACGCGUCUCCGUCAUCGACAAGUAAAACUGUGUGAGCGGGAAAAAAGAUUCACCAUCUCUUUCUAACUAAUGAGUGAUGAAUCUAAAAUUUCGCUUAGAAGAACAAAACGCAUAUCAAAAUCAUCAAUUUGAGUUUUUUCCGAGCUGAUCCAAUAAUUUGCACAGUAUAACCGGUAACUGCCACUAUACAUUUAUCGUUUAUACAGGGUUUGCUUUUGCAACACCCUGUAGAGUAUUUACUUACUUAUUUUAUUAUAAAACUGUCGAUGUUUUGAUAUGUGGAACAACUUUUUGAUAUUUUUUACAGUCUUUGUAUUCGUGUAGAAAAAUGUGUACGUGAAGAAUAAAAUAAUAUAUGUUUUAGAUGAAUGUCUUGUCUACUUAAAUAUACAACUCGAGUAUUCAGUAAUACAGGGUGAAGUUUUUACGUUUUUAAGCAAUAAAGCUUGAUAUUAAAAUGUUUGGAACAGUAAUAAAAAUGAAAUUAUAUAAGUAGGUUAGAUUUUUCUCGUGGCAAGCCUUCAUAUGUUUUGGUCUUGCUGCUCUAUUUAUUGAAACGAUUGAAAGAUAUUAUGACAUUCCUUUGUCAAACUAAAGAAUGUAUAUUUUCACCUAUAAAAGAGCUCACUACACCUGUUAUUUUUACCUGUUUUGUAUUUGUUAGAUUUUAGUUGCUUUUUUUAUUCAUUAGCACUAUUCAAGGUGUUUGGUUGCAUGUAGAUCUAUUAAUAGAAAACAUUGUGAUUCACAUUGUUGGCCAAAUGUUACGUUUUGACUAUGAAAUUGUUUUGUAGUCAGUAAAGUUUAGGCCAAUAUGUGUUAGUCGACCCUAUUGGUGUAAUAGCCUUGGGUUUCGAUUCAAAAUUCCGUUUUAUUUCCAUUAGCAUUUAGAAGUUAUUAGCAAUCAUAUUAGCUUUUUAGUAUGUCCGGAAUCGUGCUUAUAAAGGGUUAAAAUCUGCUUGCGAUGCAAAAAGGGUAUACUAAGCCGAAACCAGCAUGUGAAAUUCUGAUUUCAGAUUCGGGCUUAGAUGCAACAUGCUUUAUGUUGGUUUCGGCUUAGUAUACCCUUUUUGCAACACCCUGUAUAUUCUAAAAUUGUUCCCAUUUGGGAUUACAAAGUUGUGGCUAAAAAGAUUUUGACCCUCUAUUGCAGUGAUCUCUAGCUGUUUGAGCAAUGUUCUCAUACCUCGUUUUAUAGGUGAAACAGAUAUGGAAUUUGUUAUGUAAAGUGACUGAGAUCAGUAUUGUGUUGAGUUGUGAUUGAAGAUCAAUUAUUAUUACGUUGAUAUUAUUAAAUAAGAAUCUAAAUACACGUUUAUUGUGAAAA
This is a messenger RNA of Plutella xylostella (diamondback moth), 2837 nucleotides long. RefSeq names its product ileal sodium/bile acid cotransporter. The record is from RefSeq and is a predicted model, not a curated record. NCBI's taxonomy places the organism in Eukaryota, Metazoa, Arthropoda, Insecta, Lepidoptera, Plutellidae. Gene Ontology annotation, cellular component: membrane.